CCGCCAUUUUGCGAAGAGCUGUUGGGCGGGAGGGCGGAAUAAAGGUGGUGGUUUUAUUUAAAUAGAAGCAUCGGAAUUCACAAAUUAUCCUUUUUUUUUCCUCAAGGGGGGGGAGGGGGAAAAAUGGUAAAAAUAUUUAUCGGGAAUCUGCCGCGCAUCGCGACGAAGGAAGAGAUUAAAGAGUUAUUCGAGAAGUAUGGCAAACUGACCGAGUGCGACAUCAUCAAGAAUUAUGGCUUUGUGCACAUGGAGGAUAAAGAGGCUGCAGAUGAGGCAAUCAAGAACCUGCAUCACCACAAACUCCAUGGGCUCCCUAUCAACGUUGAGGCCAGCAAGAGCAAGGUGAAGACCUCAACCAAGCUGCACGUCAGCAACAUUGGUGCUGAGUGCACAAACCAGGAGCUGCGGGCCAGGUUCGAAGAAUAUGGGCCUGUUAUCGAGUGCGACAUUGUCAAGGACUACGCCUUUGUGCACAUGGAGCGAGAGGAGGAUGCCAUGGAAGCCAUCCGAGGGUUUGAUGGCACUGAGUUUAAAGGCAAACGGAUCCAUGUCCAGCUGUCGAGGAGCCGGCUUCGGACACAACCUGGGAUGGGCGAGAAAAACGGCUGUUUCCGGUGCGGUAAAGAGGGCCACUGGUCUAAAGAAUGCCCCAAAGAUCGCGGUGGUUUUGACGGUGGAUUCUUUUGCGACUACCCCCAACCUUACCCAAUGCGGCCCAUGUCAGCGUACGGAGAGCGUCCGGUGUACAAUGAGCGGUACGGGAUGGCUCAUCACUACGAGAGCUAUCCGGCACAGCCAUACGCGGCGACGGGAGAUCCCUACUUUGAUCGGCGGCAGACUCAGCUUGCACCUAUAGGCACCGCGAUGAGCAAUUGCGUCCCUGGCGGGUUAGACCCCUACGGGAGGCACCCUGUGCCGCCCCCACCCCCUUCCUAUUACGACAGGGAUAGGAGCCCUCUGCGACGGAUGCCCAUGGCGGCCUCGAGCACCGGAUAUGGGUUUGAUUACACACAAGUCAAUGCAGCAGCAAUGUCCACUAGAUCUCCGUAUGACGUGCCGAGCACAGCAGGGAAUACCUACAUGGACCGUUCGCGAUACUCUAUGUUCUGAUCCGAAGGAAUGAUAAGUAUCCCUUGAUGAGAGAGUCGGGUCCCCCGGUAUACGUGCGAAUCUUCGGGUUGUGCGGGAUGCGUCCAUCAGCGGGAUAUAGCGCAAGGGACGUUUGGUGCGAUAACCCACCCUAAUUUUUUUUAG
Messenger RNA from Carcharodon carcharias (great white shark), 1254 nucleotides. RefSeq names its product RNA-binding protein 4-like. The coding region runs from base 124 to 1110 and encodes 328 amino acids. Gene Ontology annotation, biological process: mRNA splicing, via spliceosome. The transcript has 4 exons. Lineage: Eukaryota; Metazoa; Chordata; Chondrichthyes; Lamniformes; Lamnidae. The record is from RefSeq and is a predicted model, not a curated record. Gene Ontology annotation, molecular function: mRNA binding; zinc ion binding. Gene Ontology annotation, cellular component: cytosol; nuclear speck.